UGUUCGUUGACUUUUUUUGGUCAAAAAUUUUUUUUUUUUUUUAAUGAUAAUUAAAUCAACGUCAACAAUUCUCUUUUACCAAAUACUGAUUUCUAUUUAUUCAACUGAAUUUAUGUAAUAUUUUUAUCAUUAUUAUAUUAUAACGAAACUAACAAGGUUUUUUCAAUUAACAAAAAAAAUGGCCAAAGAUUUCAAAUGGAUGUUAUUGUUGGCUGCUGCUGUGUUGAACACCGUAAAUGCACUUUAUGAUCAUUCAUCCGAUGUUAUUGAAUUGACACCAACAAAUUUUCAAUCACGUGUAAUUGAUUCAAAUGAUGUUUGGAUUGUAGAAUUUUUUGCACCAUGGUGUGGCCAUUGUCGAAAUCUUGUACCGGAAUAUCAAAAAGCAGCAAAAGCAUUGAAAGGUGUGGUGAAAGUCGGUGCUGUCAAUGCUGAUGAACAUCAAUCACUUGGCUCACAAUAUGGUGUUCGUGGUUUUCCCACAAUCAAAAUUUUCGGUGCAAAUAAAAACAAACCGAACGAUUAUCAAGGACAAAGAAGUGCACAAGGAUUUAUUGAUGCUGGUUUCCGAGAAUUACGAAAUAUUGUUGACAGUCGAAUCGGCGGUGGUAGUAAAUCAUCAGGAAGCGGUGGUAGCAAAUCUAACGAUGUUAUCGAACUGACUGAAUCAAAUUUUGAUGAGAAAGUACUCAAAUCUGAUGACUUAUGGCUAGUGGAAUUCUAUGCACCAUGGUGUGGUCAUUGUAAAAAUUUAGCACCAAUCUGGGCUGAAGUUGCUACCGAAUUAAAGGGUAAAGUUCGUGUCGCUGCUGUUGAUGCUACUGUACAUCAAUCGUUGGCUAGUCGUUAUGAAAUUCGUGGUUUCCCAACUAUCAAAGUAUUUGCAGCCGGUAAAAAGGAUGGUAGCGCUGAAGAAUAUCAAGGUGGACGUUCUAAAUCGGAUUUUGUAAAAUUUGCAAUGGAUAAAUUGGAAGAAACCAUGCAACCACCAGAAGUUGUUCAGCUAACCAAAGGAACUGAACAACUGAAACAAGCAUGUGAAAAUUCACAACUUUGUAUCCUAUCCGUAUUACCACAUAUCCUAGAUUGUCAAUCCAAAUGUCGAAAUGAAUAUCUAGAUGUUCUACGACGAACGGCUGAACGUUUCAAAAAGAAUCGUUGGCAAUAUCUAUGGAUGGAAGCGGGUGCACAACCAGAACUAGAAACAGCAUUAGAUAUCGGUGGUUUUGGUUAUCCAGCAAUGGCUGUCAUUAAUGGACGUAAAAUGAAAUAUUCAUUAUUACGUGGAUCAUUUUCAUAUGAAGGUAUUGGAGAAUUUUUACGUGAUUUAUUAUAUGGUCGUGGCACUAGCCUACCAUUACGUACGAAUCAAUUACCAGACGUUAUUGAUACUGAACCAUGGGAUGGUAAUGAUGGCCAAAUGCCUGUGAUCGAGGAUAUUGAUCUCAGUGAUGUUGAUCUGGAUACAGAUCCAAAAAAAACUGAACUCUAGAGCCAUAGAUUUAAAACACUCCAUCUGUAAAUUUUAUUGUCGAACCGUUUUUUCUUUCAUAUUUACAAAGCACACACACAAGCACGAAUUUUGAUACAAAGAAUUUAUAAAAAAUAAAAAU
Messenger RNA from Dermatophagoides farinae (American house dust mite), 1613 nucleotides. RefSeq names its product Protein disulfide-isomerase A6 homolog CaBP1. Gene Ontology annotation, molecular function: protein disulfide isomerase activity; protein-disulfide reductase activity. The record is from RefSeq and is a predicted model, not a curated record. NCBI's taxonomy places the organism in Eukaryota, Metazoa, Arthropoda, Arachnida, Sarcoptiformes, Pyroglyphidae. Gene Ontology annotation, cellular component: endoplasmic reticulum lumen. Gene Ontology annotation, biological process: response to endoplasmic reticulum stress.